This is a messenger RNA of Solea solea (common sole), 2582 nucleotides long. RefSeq names its product NK1 transcription factor related 2-like,a (gene nkx1-2a). The record is from RefSeq and is a predicted model, not a curated record. NCBI's taxonomy places the organism in Eukaryota, Metazoa, Chordata, Actinopteri, Pleuronectiformes, Soleidae. Gene Ontology annotation, molecular function: DNA-binding transcription factor activity, RNA polymerase II-specific; RNA polymerase II cis-regulatory region sequence-specific DNA binding. The transcript is spliced from 2 exons. Bases 877 to 1689 code for a protein of 270 amino acids. Gene Ontology annotation, biological process: cell differentiation; regulation of transcription by RNA polymerase II. Gene Ontology annotation, cellular component: nucleus.
UUUAAUAUUUACUUUUUUACAUCAAUACCCUAAAACUUAAUUAAAAAAACUUAAAAUACACGGUGUAAGUGAGUUUCCUGGCUUCGCUUUGAUUGUUUUUGUGGUAAAUCAUAUAAUGAAAUGUGGAGCUGCGAUGACAAAAAAGACAAAAAUUAACCCAAACAUUUGUCUGACGAUAAAAGCAUUAAUGACUUAUAUCUGUAUUCUAAAGAUGUAACAAUGAGUGUGUACUGUUUGUGUGCAUAUAUGGUGGUUUUGGGGUCUUAUACAGCAAUUUUUGUUGCACAAUUUGUGCAAUAACUAAGUUUUUUGCUAUAGGAAACGUGGUGUGGCAGAAAGUCCUUUAAAAGUCAGCUGUUUGAAACAUUCAGUUUUUCUGUAGCUCAUGAAAAUAUCCUUCCAUCCUGACAGUAAUUCAUCUUAAAGAGUUUUUCAGUGAAGACAGCAUGAGCUCUAUUUCUCUCUCUCUCUCUGUGUGUGAUUAUAGCUCCAGUGCCAUCUGUGCCCAAUUUACUUUCAGGACGUGGAUUAUUGAAUUUAAUGAUAUGGGUGAUUAUCGACGAACGCUUUGAGCCCAUUAGGUGGUCGUGUGAAACACUAAUAGUGUUUGUGUCACGUGUCUGCCUGGCUGGGGGGGUGGUCAGACGCUUUAAAGCGCGCGCUGCGGUCAUCUCAGUCUCCAUGACUGACAUGAGCUGAGGCGCCAAGUCCACACUCACAGGAAUCAUCGCCACUUCAUCCGAUGUGAUGACGAAGCGUGAAGACACGACAAGAAGUUCCUCUCCACGCGCGUAAUUACGCACGACUCAUAUUUUGUGGGGUUUUUUUGGUUGUUGUUUUUUUUUUGCCUCUCAUACGGCGUUUCAUGCGUAAAGGAUGUUGGACGCCAAGAACUGUGGAGUGACAAUGACGUCCAGUCAUAAGAUUUCUUUUUCAAUCCUCGACAUACUGGAUCCAAACAAGUUCAACAGCAAAAGGGUGAACGAACUUUCCUGCGUUGACGAGAAGUUUUCUGUGCCAGACGCAGACGUAGCAAGUUUGGAGACGGACAGCGACGCAGCAGCAGCAGGAGACGUCAGAGGGGAGCGCACAAAAGCAGGAGAGGAUCAAAGAAAUGAACUCUCAGCCUCCGGGGAUCACACAACAGUCGUCACUGACCCCCUGCAGACCCGGGACUCAGAACCCCGUCUCACAGUGGAGCAGGACGACGGAGAGACACCGCAGGCCCCGUCCCCGCACAAGCGGCGGCGCCCGGACCAGACCUGCGCCAAACCGCGGCGCGCCAGAACCGCGUUCACCUACGAGCAGCUGGUGGCUCUGGAAAACAAGUUCCGUGCAACUCGGUACCUGUCGGUGUGUGAGAGACUGAACCUGGCCCUGUCCUUGAGUCUCACAGAGACCCAGGUGAAAAUCUGGUUCCAGAACAGGAGGACCAAGUGGAAAAAGCAGAAUCCCGGAGCGGACAGCACCUUACAGCCCGGGUCCAACUCUCUCAUCAGCGUCAGUCCAAAUUCAGCCGUAUGUGCGUCAAGCUCCUCCGGCUUCCACCAGACUUUCCCGACAUUCAGCUCCGGGAAUGUCAUCUUCCACACGAACGGUGCUGUUCCACUUCCGUCCACCGGAGGGCUCCUGCAUCCCUUCGUGUCCAGUGGAUUUGUGCAGCCAACUUAUUUUAACCCACAUCUAUGAAAGGAAUCAUGACUGUCAUGUUGCUGCUGGUGGGCAACUUGGGACUUAAUUGGACAAAUAAUCAGCAGAAAUAUCCACUGUUGUUAAUGUGCCAUGUCAUGUUUUAUAACGUUUGUUGUAGGUUAAUUGUUUCAUUUCAAAUAAAAUGUGUAAAAGUGUAAAAAGGUAAACACAUUCAAACAUAGUAAAAUACAACAUUAAAACAGGAUAUUUGAAUGUGCAAUAAAAUCAGGUGAUGUUGGAAGCUUUAAUGAAGUGUUUUUCAAACUUCCUACACAAUUGCCCACUUUUUAAAGAUGGAAAACUACUGUGACCCAAAUCUCAAGCAAAUUUGGGCCUAAUAUCAACUCAUUUACAGCCGUAUCUGUGACACCUAAUAUUGUCAACUGGUAAAGUAAUCAUUUCCAUUAAGAUGUUUGGUAAAUGAAAUUUUUUUUAAUUUAUGCACGUUAUUUAAGACAUAUACACAUGAAUCUUAACUAAAAGAUUGUUGCCAUGACGAAUAUCAGUAUAACAAACAAACAAACAAACAAUUUCAAAUAAGAAGUCAGUUUGUAUUCCUUGUAUUAAAUAGUGACAUCAUUGAUCAUGAUGGCAGAUUAUGGUGUUGUCUCCUGAACAACAAGGCUGCGCUUUUACCAAAAAUUAACAAACUUAUGAAUUACUGUGUGUCCAUGGACCGACAAUAUGUUCAUUCUAUGUCCAUUUUGUAUUUGUAUAGUCAAAAUCUUUUAAUCCAAGCGUUUUUUUGAAUGGAUUAUUCUCUUUUGCUGCUGUAACAAGUGAUCAAUAAUGUUGAAUCUAAUCUAAUCUAAUCUAAUCUAUUAAAAGAUAAAUAAACAAAUCAACAGUGAAGCAGCAGUCAGCAAUUAAAUACAUUUACUAAAGUGAAA